CUGGCAUUGUUGAUGCGUGUCAGUGAUCAGUGGUUUCAAUGGCUUUGGAGAGGAACAAACAUACCCCUCCUUUCCUUCAUUUCACUUUGUCCAGCAUCCAACACCAUGACCGACCAGUCUGCCGUCUCCAUCCCAAUUCGGUCAGCAGACAAUGGAGAACGAUCGCACUCAUCGUUAUCGAUGGAUGAAAAGAUGGGCGAAGCAAUCCAAACAUACCGCGACAAAAUGUACAAGUCAAACGUACAGUUCAUUCACGAUCGUGUCGAAGAUAUUGAAGCAAUGAACCUGCCCAACGAAGAGGCCAAAUUGGCCCUCAUGGGCCGUUUCUGGUUCCAUAUGGAUAAAUGGUAUAUACCAGAACGGGUUUCUCUUAAUGCCCAUCUAGAGGGGGCCAGAAAACGAAUGGCACAAGUCGAGCGGGAGAAAGCGGUGAAGCGACUAGAAGAUGUAAAAAAUUUGCAUCAUCCAUUUAUGGAUGGGUUCUGGCCACCUACUUUGAACAGUACCCAGUGUCAAGCUUUCUCCGAGGCAUUGGAGAUUGUUGCCAACGAGAUGGCAGGAAUCAGAAGAAAUGAGGCAGAGUGGAUUCAUGUAUCAGAAGACCUGAAAAGCUUUCUCAGGUUUGCUAGAAGGUUGGAGGACCCUAAUUUCCGUUUUGCACCCAUAUGUGGCUUUGAAAUGUACGACGAUCCCGGCGAGCUGCUGCAGGGAAAACCCUUUGAAGAAACCCGCGACUUCUUUAUCCGAAGCCUCAGGUACAAGCCGGAAGAACAUCUGCUGGACUGGAUGGGAGGCUAUAUCGAACUAAAGGCAACUUUUUAUUGCGGAGAAGCUGUUCGGAAAGGUUUCACUUACUAUAGCUUUUAUGCGUACUGUCGACCGUAUACAGGUCGAAAGAAGGGCGGUGACAAAGAUCACGGGAAUCACGAAUGGGCUUGGCGUGUAUUAUUUUUUAGUGAUUCAGAUGGGGUAGAUGAUCCGGGAGUUGUGGUUUUCCAUACUCUCCUGGAUUUUAUAGAAUGGUAUGGCAGUUGGUUUGAACGUAUGGAUGUGGCAGAGAUGCAGAUACAGAUGUUUGAGGACCCCGAGGAUCUUUUUAGCCAGUAUUAGCAGCAGAAAUUUAAUGGUAUACAAUUACGAGGUC
Xylona heveae TC161 is the source of this 1144-nucleotide messenger RNA. RefSeq lists its product as hypothetical. Bases 106 to 1110 code for a protein of 334 amino acids. The transcript has a single exon. The record is from RefSeq and is a predicted model, not a curated record. NCBI's taxonomy places the organism in Eukaryota, Fungi, Ascomycota, Xylonomycetes, Xylonales, Xylonaceae.